AUGACUCUUUAUGUUCAAGGUCUAAGUAAGGGGGCACCUAACAGCAGUAUGGCGCAGUUCCAGGAAAUGAUGCGGCAGCAGCUGGAGAGCUCCAUGCACACCGAGCUGGGAAAACUGCUGGACACCUCCCUUGAGCCAGAGAAAGAAGCAGCAAGAAAAGAUUUUAAGGGUUUUGAGAAACUUUUUCACAGAUUCCUGCAAUUCAAAGGACCUGCAGUGGAGUGGCCCAAAAUACAAAGGCCUCCUGAAGAUUCGAUCCAGCCUUAUGACAAGAUUGCAGCUCGUGGAAUUCCUGAUAAGGUGGCCAACAGUCUGAACAAACUGGUGGUGGUCAAGCUGAAUGGAGGUCUGGGCACCAGUAUGGGAUGCAAAGGGCCCAAGAGUCUGAUCAGCGUCCGCAACGAAAACACAUUUCUGGACCUUACUGUGAAGCAGAUUGAGCAUUUAAACAAGACAUACAACACAGACGUGCCGUUGGUGCUUAUGAAUUCCUUCAAUACAGAUGAAGAUACAAAGAAGAUUCUGCAGAAGUACACCCACACCCAGGUCAAGAUACACACCUUCAACCAGAGCAGGUAUCCGCGCAUCAACAAGGAAUCUCUCCUCCCGGUCUCCGCUAAUAUGAGUAUGAACGGGACCGGUACUGAGGGCUGGUACCCCCCGGGUCACGGAGACAUUUAUGCCAGCUUUUACAACUCCGGUCUCCUGGAUCAGCUCAUUGCGGAUGGGAAGGAGUACAUCUUUGUGUCCAACAUAGACAACCUGGGAGCCACUGUAGAUUUACACAUUCUCCACCACUUGGUCACACAGCCCAACGGAAAACGCUGCGAGUUUGUAAUGGAGGUAACGGACAAAACUCGUGCAGAUGUUAAGGGCGGUACGUUGAUUGAAUAUGAUGGGAAACUGCGCUUGCUUGAGAUCGCCCAGGUCCCUAAAGCACAUAGGCUGCAAGAGCAAAGUGCAAUGGACUUGGAAAUUAUAGUCAACCCUAAGACUCUGGAUGGUGGUCAGAAUGUGAUUCAGUUAGAGACGGCUGUGGGUGCAGCCAUCAAGUGUUUUGAUAAUGCUCUCGGAAUUAAUGUCCCGCGGAGCCGCUUUCUCCCUGUGAAGACCACAUCGGACCUGCUGCUGGUCAUGUCCAACCUCUACAGCCUAGACGCUGGAUCUCUGACCAUGAGCCCAAAGAGAGAGUUUCCUACAACGCCGCAUGUCAAACUCGGGAGCUCUUUUACUCAGGUUCAGGAAUACUUGAUGCGUUUUGAGAGCAUCCCAGACAUCCUGGAGCUCGACCACCUCACUGUGUCUGGAGAUGUCACGUUUGGAAAAAAUGUUUCUUUGAAGGGCACUGUCAUCAUUAUAGCGAAUCACGGAGAUCGAAUUGACAUUCCUGCAGGUUCUAUGCUAGAGAACAAAAUUGUAUCUGGAAACUUGCGAAUUCUUGACCAUUAA
Molecule: messenger RNA, 1449 nt
Organism: Knipowitschia caucasica
Lineage: Eukaryota; Metazoa; Chordata; Actinopteri; Gobiiformes; Gobiidae
Source: the annotation of a GenBank genome assembly